AUGCUCAUCUGGUUCAUACUGGCAGCUAUUCAUACCCAGCUGAGAGCUGAUGAAUACCAGUCACUCUUUAAUAUAUCUGAUUUAGGGCAGCAGUUUUCUCCCGUAAAUCAGCAAGCAUUACUCCUAUCGAAUAUCAGUGCAGAUUCUAGCUCAACUUGUCGUCAAGCAUGCCAUGCAAAUAUUUAUUGCUGGAUAUACGAUUACGAUGGCCUAACAAAGCAAUGCCGUUUGUUUGAAGGCGACGUCAGUACAAUGGGGAUUAUCAGUGCAUCUUCUUCACCGUUGUCAACUGUUGGUCAGAUUCAACUGAACAAAGAGCUGUUUGCUAGUAGCGGAUUGUCCUGUUCAUUUUGUGCUAAGAGUCGGUAUUUGACUUGUGUGAAUUCAACUUGCCAGUGUUUAGCACGCACAUAUUUCGACGGAUCGAUGUGUCGCAGUCAAAAGUUACUGAGCACUCAAUGCACUUCGGAAACAGAUUGUCGAAAUGAUUUAAAUCUAACUUGUUUAUCACGUAAACAAUGUGGACCAAUAUCGCUUCAAUCUGGUAUCACUGUUGCUGGCAGUUCAAAUGGGUCGUCGGGAUCGACAAGUAAUGCACUUUUAUCUCCAUUCGGCAUUGCCAUCGGAAGAGACGAUUCACUAUGGAUUAGUGACGCUGGUAAUUCUCGUGUGAUGCGAGUGUCAGUAGGAUCUUUAAAUGGAACUAUCGUUGCUGGAACAGGAACUUCAGGUAUUGCAAGCACACAACUGAAUUUUCCAUCGCAUUUAUUCGUUGACAAUGCAUCCAAUAUUUACGUUAGCGACACGUUGAAUGGUCGAGUUAUGCUGUGGCUCAACGGUUCUUCUUCUGGUUUUUCAGCCACAGGUGCAACCCGUAUAGCAGGAAGAACAAUAGGACUCGCUGUUGAUUCGCAGAAGAAUGUUUACGUGGCUGAAACAGAUAAUCAUCGUGUAACUAAAUGGACACCGAAUGCUACAACUGGCAUAGUAGUUGCUGGUGCCAGUACUGUCGGUACCGACAAUCAGCAUCUUGCUUAUCCUUUUGGACUUUUUCUCGAUGAACUGCACUCGUACCUUUAUGUUGCUGACUAUGGAAAUAAUCGUAUACAAAGAUUCACGCUUGGAGGAUCAUUAAACGGAACGACAGUAGCCGGUGGAAGUGGACAAGGCUCGAAUGAUAGUCAAUUAUAUUUUCCUCAAGCGGUAUGUGUAUCGAAAAACACGGGCGCGAUCUAUGUUGCCGAUACGUAUAAUAAUCGUGUUGUCCGUUGGAGUUCUGGUGCAACAAAAGGCGUCACACUCGUUGGUGUUCCGGGAACAUCUGCAACGUUAUUAUCGGGCCCCGGUCAUGUCGCUUUAAGCAGAAACGAAACGUUUCUUUAUGUGGCAGAUGUAAAUAACAAUCGUAUCCAACGCUUUGAACUCAUUUAA
Messenger RNA from Adineta ricciae, 1431 nucleotides. Lineage: Eukaryota; Metazoa; Rotifera; Eurotatoria; Adinetida; Adinetidae. The record is from the annotation of a GenBank genome assembly.